AUGGAUUUGAAAUGGCCACAUCUUGGCAUGGCUUUCUUUAUAGUUGUCUCUAUCACUAUGACUUGCUGUUUUGUGUGGCAGUACAAACUUCCAAAGAAAGGCCUGAAUGAAUUUACUUUGUCUAAAGAGCCAAAACCUGUGCAAAUGUGUCCCAGGCAUCCCAAACCUGUGCCAUUGGUGCAUCCCAUGCCAAUUCUAAAUGAAGCUCUCAAAAAGGUUGACUUUCUGUUACGUCAUCAAAUACAUGCAAGGAGCCUGCCAUCUAUUUCAGCCAUUGUAAUAUAUAAUGAUACUGUGCUGUGGACUGGAAAUUUUGGGAAAAGAAAUGCAAGUGAUGAGCUUUCACCUCCACCAAAUGAAUACACUGCUUACAGGAUCGCAAGCAUUUCCAAGAUUUUCCCAGCUAUCAUGCUGUAUAAACUCUGGCAGGAAGGGAAAAUUGCGUCUCUGGAUGAUCCACUAACAAAAUAUGUCCAAAACUUCACAGUUAAAAACCCACUGGGAAAUUCAAAAGACUUGGAAAGUAAAUAUGAAGCAGAUGGCCUGCUAUUUCUUGAGCGAAGGGAAGCUGCUGCAAAAGUAUCAUCUGUGACAUUGAAACGAAUGGCCAGCCAGCUGUCAGGGUUACCUAGACGACUCAGAUCAACAAGCCUGCUCUGGGAUGGAAACACUGAGAUGGCACUGAAUCUUCUACGGGACGAUUUACUCAUUGCUGAUCCUGGUACAAGGUGUCAUUACAGUAAUUUGGCAUUUUCCCUCCUGGCUCACAUUCUAGCCAAUAAGGUUGCUGGAUCAGAGUAUCAACGUUGGAUUACAGAGAAUAUUUUAACUAAACUAGGGAUGGAGCACACUGGAUUUGAGUUUACACACUCAGUCCGUUCUAAGCUAGCCGUUGGCGUUUACAGCAAUGGCCAGCCAGCACAACUAUAUGACCUUGGUUGGUAUAGACCCUCUGGCCAAAUGUACUCCACGGCUGCGGACCUGGCUAAAUUAGCAAUGGUGCUUUUGGGAACUGUCCACAGAAAUCUGCUUGAGCCUGACGCCAUAAAAAUGAUGCUCACUCCAGUCUUCAGGUGUUCUGAGGACUACUUUGCCAGCAAAACAGGAACGCCGUGGGAAAUCGAUGAACUGUUUGGAUACGACCUCAUUAAAAAAGAGGGUGAUUUGGAUGGUUACUCAGCCACAUUCUCCCUGAUUCCGAAACUCAAAUUAGGGUUUGUUAUUUUGAUGUCAGGUUCCCGGCCACAAGAGAAGGACUUGACUAUGAGGGUUUAUGAACAUUUAAUACCUGCAAUGGAGUCUGCAUUUCGACAAAGCAAAAGAGUUCUUUCUCCACCUCCCGACUCUAAGCCUUAUGUCGGUUACUACACAUUUGCAAACUUGACCUUUUAUGAGAUUAAGAAGGAGAAGGGUGGAGUAUUAGUGAUGCAGCAGUUUGGCCCUCAUAUUGAAAGCUUGAUACCUGAGAGAUAUCGAACAAUCAAACUCUGUUAUUUAGAAGAGAGGGUAUUUCAAAUUGUAUUUGAAAAGGAAUACCCUUGUGUCUUGAAAUUUAGCACAGCUUCAGUAUCACUUGAGGCUCAAGAUGGGCAACUGUUUAAUUUCUUUCCGUUCAACAGGAAAGGCCUAUCUCCUGGUUUUGAUGCUCCAGGUCUUAAUACAUAUAAUAUCCUCCGCAUCAGUCAGAAACCAAGAUUUUAA
Hemiscyllium ocellatum (epaulette shark) is the source of this 1701-nucleotide messenger RNA. RefSeq names its product putative beta-lactamase-like 1. The coding region runs from base 1 to 1701 and encodes 566 amino acids. The transcript has 6 exons. The record is from RefSeq and is a predicted model, not a curated record. NCBI's taxonomy places the organism in Eukaryota, Metazoa, Chordata, Chondrichthyes, Orectolobiformes, Hemiscylliidae.